Molecule: messenger RNA, 1891 nt
Organism: Ceutorhynchus assimilis (cabbage seed weevil)
Lineage: Eukaryota; Metazoa; Arthropoda; Insecta; Coleoptera; Curculionidae
Source: the annotation of a GenBank genome assembly
AGAUGACAAAAAGGAACACGGCUCUAGAAGAAACUCAACGCAAUCGCCACAAAUAAUUUACUUAUAUCUAUAUAUACCUAACAUGAGUAUUUUUCCACUUAAAAAUUAACCAGAAAUCUGGUGACGUAAUUCCUGUCACCAGCACCUCAUGACAAGCUGAAAAAUUGUAUCUUCAUUUUAUGUAAAAAUUUUGUAUUAUUUCGCUUAACACGACGCGAAAAAAAUGAAUAAUUCUGUUCUAAACCAGUCUGAUCCGGAUGUUUAUGGUAAAGUCAAAAUCGAAUACCACGAUCCUACUGAUACAAGAAGGAUGAUUUCGCAGACGUUUUCUUAUAAAGAAAAUAGUGGCGAAGAACCACUGCUGAAAGCACGCAAAAUUCUCAAUCAUGUCGAAAACAGUGGCAAUAAUUUGCCACGCAUCGCUAUCAAGCGAGAAAUUAACGGGGAAAUGAAGGGACAGGUUAUCGGAUUAAGCUACGGUUGGGACAAUAAAAAGUUCAAAUAUCCAGAAAUAAUGUCCAACUUCCAAACUGGAAACAUUUCGGCUCUUCAACAGACGAUUUCAAGGGGCGGCAGCGGGGAUAUCGGCAAUUCGGUCAGUCCUAGUCCAAGGGGUUCGGAUAGCGGCAUCGAAUCGGAUUACGCUGACUUAAACCUGUCCUGGUUGGUGAAUUAUAAGAUCCGGGAACUUCCUCCUUUUCUGGAGGGUCAAACCACAGAUGAUGCAACUGAGACAGUUGAUACAAUAUCCCAUCAAGCACUUGCGAAGGAAAGUUUCAUGGAUGUAGGAUUUCAAAAACCUUCGCCAAGACCAACAGACAAUUUACCAAAGAAACCGCCUUUUACCUACACGGAAUUGAUUGAGCAUGCAUUGACUGAGCAAGGACAACUAACUGUUUCUGGAAUUUAUGCCUGGAUAUCUAAUCAUUUUCCGUUUUACAAAACAAACGACGACAGAUGGAAGAACUCUGUCAGGCACAAUUUGUCUAUCAACCCGCACUUCCGGAAAGGAGGGAAAGCAUCCCAGGGCGCCGGACAUUUCUGGACUAUUGCUUCGAGGGACGAGACCAAAUCAUAUCACAUGCGUCAGAAAAUAAAGGAAUUUUUGAGAUUAUCUAAAGCUCAAAAUAAUGAAACAAUGAAUGACACAGAUGCACUUGAAAUGGAACUACAAGCGGCUACUAAUAGUAUUUUAGAGGAAAUACAAACUGGAAUGGAAUUACCUCUAGUGCUGCCAUCAGAGCUGAACAAUACUGAACAAACUACCUUGGAUACUGAUGAAGAUAUUCCUGUGGAGUUUAUUGGCCUUUCUGAAGAUGUUACCGAGCUAGAACUAGAAGGUUUUCUAACUUCAUCAGUAUCCAAACAAGGCCUUGUCAAUGGAUGCAAUCUGGGCCUCAGUGAUGAUUAUUUUAUCACUGAUAUCAACCCCAAUUUUUUGGGUCUAAUAGAAGAAGAUGACGGAAUGCCUCUAGAAUAUUACGAAAUGAAAUAAUUUUAAAAACUUUCAAGAGGUACUUUUGUGGUUAGUGGCUUUAUUUUCUAUUAUCGGAACCGCAAGUGCCAUACCUAUUAUUAUAGUCUUUAUACUUAUUUUAAUACUAAUAUUAGGUAAUCCAAAUAAAGUGAAAUCAGUAAUCAGUAUAAUUUUAAAGCGUACCUACUUUUUAAUGUUGAAUUGGGAAGAUCAUAAUUAUGAUAAGGUAAUGUAGUUUGGCAAUAAUUUUACAUUUGUUCCAAUCAAUUUUUAGAAGCACCAAACUAGAAUUAAUUCCCACCUUCUUUUAAAUGUUAUCUAUUUUAGUUAAUAGUAGAUAAGAUAUCUAUAAUAAGUAAUUAGGAAAAGUGUAAAUAUAAUUUAUUUUAGUCAUGUAUAAAAAUGAUAUUUUUA